CAAAGGGCCACCCUGCCACGUGACAUGGCAAAAAUAGAGCAGCAAGCGAAGCGAUGCACCUUACAUUUUGUCUUAAUUAACUUGUUAUGUAUUGACAAGCGAUUGGAGUCUAUGUUUUAAACAUGUAGACCAAAAUAUAAUUGUCUCUGUACUUCUUACCAGUUACCACUGAUGUUCUCAAGAGCAAAAAAACAUUUGGUGACGUUAGUUACUGUUCGACAGGUUUACAGUCACCCUGUCCCAUGACGGACUAACGUUAUAUCUGCCGGUGUAAAGUUCAUUGCAACACUUCACUUGUGCAGGGAAGCAACGAGUAGUGCAGGUAAAAAAGACUUCCGCAUGUGUUGCGAACUCGCAACAUUUGGACAUGACACAUAGCAGCAAGACAUAGAUCAUGGACAAUGAGUGGGCAACCUUAAGCUCCUGUUGAAGAAUGGCCAGGCUCAGACGUAAGUCCUGUAUUGCAUUAAUCGGAGUUGUGUUGCUGAUAUUCAUAGUAACAUUGGUUCUGAAGUCCCUCAUGCCUGAAAAUCCAAUGGGAAGUCCUUUAGGUCUUGACCUGUUCCCAGACAUAAAGGCUAAAAAUCCUAAUGACCCACAAAGACACAGUGAAAUGCCAGCUGCUAAACUUGACCAAAUUAAAACAAACAAUAAUCUGCCAGAAAGAGAUAUGAAAAUGGAGGCAAUGCUGAGGACAUUUCCUGCUCCCAACUACAAUGUCCAUGCCUUCUACUACACCUGGUUUGGUAAUCCACAAUUUGACAACAAGUACAUCCACUGGGAUCACCCUGUGUUGCCUCACUGGGACUCCAAGGUGGCCCAAGGCUACCCCAGAGGGAGGCACAGCCCUCCCGAUGACAUUGGGGCAAACUUCUACCCAGCUCUGGGGGCCUACAGCUCCAGAGACCCCUCUGUUAUUGAAGCUCACAUGCAGCAGCUACGAACGGCUGCCAUCGGUGUCAUUGCCGUGUCAUGGUACCCAGCUGGUAUGAAGGAUGACAAUGGUGAAUCGACGGAUGAGCUUGUGCCUUUGCUGUUGGACGUGGCACACAAAUAUCUCAUAAAGGUGGCUUUUCACAUUGAACCAUACCAAGGAAGAGAUGAAGCAACCAUGUUGACCAAUGUCAAGUACAUCAUUGAUAAGUAUGGCAAGCACCCAGCUUUCUACAGACAAAAGACAAGCACCGGCAAGUUCCUCCCGUUAUUCUACGUCUACGACUCCUACCUUCUGAACUCAGAACGGUGGGCCAAGCUCCUGAAACCCACCGAGAGAAGCAGCGUCAGGGACACCCCCUACGACGGCAUCUUCAUCGCCCUCCUCGUCGAGGAGAAGCACAAGAGGGACAUCCUCACUGCAGGCUUCGACGGUGUCUACACGUACUUUGCCACAAACGGCUUUUCGUACGGCUCCUCUCACCGCAACUGGGAGGCCAUAAAAACAUUCUGCGAGGAUAACAGCUUGAUGUUCAUCCCGAGCGUAGGACCUGGUUACAUCGACACCAACAUCAGACCCUGGAAUUUCCAGAACACACGGAAUCGCAUCAACGGGAAAUACUAUGAGACGGCACUGAGCAGCGCCCUGGAAUCUAGGCCUGAUAUCAUCUCUAUAACAUCCUUUAAUGAGUGGCAUGAAGGCACUCAAAUUGAGAUGGCAGUGCCCAAGACCAGUCAGACAGUUUAUUUGGACUACUUGCCUAACAGACCUGUGGUCUACUUAGAGAUAACUCGCAAAUGGGCAGGAAUAUUUGGUAGCGAGCGUAAGAGAUGGCAAGACUGAUUGGAAGCAGUGUUGGGGAGACGGGGGGCUGCAUAAGAGCAAAUGUGUGUGUGUGGCCCCCCUUAACCAUAUACCAUGGAAACCCACUGAGGGAUUAUAAUUGGAAAUGCUGAUAUAAAGGAAUAGGCCUCUCAUUGUGGGUGUCAUCUCCUAUGAUAUUUUAAAUAUUUGGACCAAGCUGAUGAUGAGAAAAGGCAAAGUAUAUAAGUUGUAAUUUAUUGUUGUAAAAAUGCUUAAAUCACUUGGUUAAUCACUUAUUGAUCCGUGGCCCAAAAUAAUCAUGACAAUCGUUAAUGAAGACUGUUUUCCAUUACAGUCUACACGGGUACAUUUUGAGUGUGUGAUUUUUAUUUUAGUAUUGUGUAAUUGAGGAUUUAAUUGUCUAUUCGACAUUUUACUGUCUUUAUUGUUUGUUUUCGUUGGAGUUUAUUCAUCCUUAGUGUACUGAGAGACUACAAGCUGUUUUUUUUUAAAAGCCUUUAAAUGGAAUUGCGUUCAUCUGCCUCUUAUGCCACUAUGAACAGUCACUGUGAAUAGGCAUUGUGUGCCAUAUGUAUGUCUAUAUGGGAUAUUAUUUAAAUGAUGAUGCUUUAGAUACCUUACCGUAUGCAUCUGAAUCAGAUUUAUUUGGAUAGCCAGAUCUAAUGUCUGGCAGAAAGGAAAAGGUGGAGGCUAUUCUAAUUGGCAUCCACGUCCCCAGGUAGGCUAUUAACGCUGGGAUGCAAAUCUGUGGGGAAUUUAAUUACACUGUACUGGAAAAAUAAAAAACGUGAGCUACAUUGACU
Osmerus eperlanus (European smelt) is the source of this 2562-nucleotide messenger RNA. It is a transcript of the gene manea, whose product is annotated as mannosidase, endo-alpha. Gene Ontology annotation, cellular component: Golgi apparatus. The coding region runs from base 434 to 1777 and encodes 447 amino acids. The record is from RefSeq and is a predicted model, not a curated record. Gene Ontology annotation, molecular function: alpha-mannosidase activity. The transcript is spliced from 5 exons. NCBI's taxonomy places the organism in Eukaryota, Metazoa, Chordata, Actinopteri, Osmeriformes, Osmeridae.